This is a messenger RNA of Saccharomyces mikatae IFO 1815, 921 nucleotides long. RefSeq names its product Hal1p (gene HAL1). Lineage: Eukaryota; Fungi; Ascomycota; Saccharomycetes; Saccharomycetales; Saccharomycetaceae. The coding region runs from base 1 to 921 and encodes 306 amino acids. The record is from RefSeq and is a predicted model, not a curated record. The transcript has a single exon.
AUGAGAGAAGAACAAACCCAAAGAACACUAAUGAAAGAGAGGCGCUUGAAAGAUUUAGGAUCACAUGACUACACUCUUAAAAACUUGAUGUACGAAAACCACUGCUGCAAAUUUUAUGACGCCGUGGAUGAAAAUAACACUUCAUAUGUCCUGAAAUUUAUUCCCUCUGAUAUGACUUUGGACGGGGACAUCCUUCCAUUCAUAGAUUAUUUUCAAGUUAAGCAAGGUCUUUUUUUGGUAUAUGCCUCAAACAACUUUGCGAAGGAAGGCACAGAUUACUUCACCUAUAGUGGUAGCAGUGAAAAGAAAGUCAGCAUCCCAAACACUGCUUUAGGAACAGAAAAAAAGCUACAGUUUAUUGAAACAGAUCAUCCAAAAUUCCAAAAGCUAACAAAAAAGCAGCAGGAUACAAAGAAUAGUACGUCGAAGAAAAGUGUGGUUACCAACCAUUUCUCAGGCAAGAAAACACCAAAUCCGGGGCCAAAGAGUCUCGACGAAUUGAAAGGGGAGAUUAAUGUCGGGAUAUCGAAUAUUAAAAGUAACACUAAGAACACAUCGAAAAUACGAAGUGAGAAGUUUGUAAGUUGUCUCAUCGAAACAAAACAUACACCCGGAUUGGCAUCUAUACUGUCGAAGGAUGGGACUGCAUAUCCGAGUAACACAAAUGGAGGACAUAUCAGUAUCGUGCAUCCUACCUUACAGAUAUAUCAUUCAUCCCAUAAACAGAUCGUUAAAACGCCUGCCCCUAAGGGCAGUAUUUCUCCGGUUGAGAGAUGUUCCCUUAAGGAAGGAAAUUUCAAAUGUUUUUCACCAAGACCCCUAGAGCAUGGAAAUCCGAAGUGUGAUUUUCAGAAUAACAUGGAACUAAGAUUACUGGAGAGCUCGAUGUUGCAGAGGAGACAGUCAACACAAAAUAUUUGA